AUGAAAAGUUAUUUUCCUUGCUGGAUAUUUCUUGACAGACUCAAUUACUGUCAAUAUCUGUUCAUCUGUACAGUCAAUCAAGCGGUUAAUAGUCCAUCAGAUUACACACAUAACAAGAAAAUGGGUCCUCCAAGUGCUAAAGCUUACAUGGGAUGGUGGGGUCACAUUGGCUCCCCAGCUCAAAAAGGUAUUACCUCCUACUCCGUCUCCCCAUAUGUGCAAAAACCACUCGCUGGAACUCUCCACAACGCCUUUUUCAAUACCUUCAGAAGAGUGAAGAGUCAGUUUCUUUACGUUGCUAUACCUGCAGGCAUUUACUGGGCGUGGUGGGUGAAUGCGGAAGAGUACAACGAGUACUUGUACACCAAAGCGGGCAGAGAGGAGUUGGAAAGAGUGAAUGUUUGA
Messenger RNA from Zygotorulaspora mrakii, 405 nucleotides. RefSeq names its product ubiquinol--cytochrome-c reductase subunit 8 (gene QCR8). The transcript has a single exon. Lineage: Eukaryota; Fungi; Ascomycota; Saccharomycetes; Saccharomycetales; Saccharomycetaceae. Bases 1 to 405 code for a protein of 134 amino acids. Gene Ontology annotation, biological process: mitochondrial electron transport, ubiquinol to cytochrome c. The record is from RefSeq and is a predicted model, not a curated record.